Molecule: messenger RNA, 783 nt
Organism: Propithecus coquereli (Coquerel's sifaka)
Lineage: Eukaryota; Metazoa; Chordata; Mammalia; Primates; Indriidae
Gene: MED21
Product: mediator complex subunit 21
Exons: 7
Coding region: 55-783 (242 amino acids)
Biological process (GO): regulation of transcription by RNA polymerase II
Cellular component (GO): mediator complex
Molecular function (GO): transcription coregulator activity
Source: RefSeq, a predicted model, not a curated record
GUCCAAUCGUGCACGACCAGCUGCGUUAGCUUCCCCUCUGCGUGCGGGAAGAACAUGGCGGAUCGGCUCACGCAGCUGCAAGACGCGGUGAACUCGCUUGCAGAUCAGUUUUGUAAUGCCAUUGGAGUGCUGCAGCAAUGUGGUCCCCCUGCUUCUUUUAAUAAUAUUCAGACAGCGAUUAACAAAGACCAACCAGCCAACCCUACAGAAGAGUAUGCCCAGCUUUUUGCGGCACUGAUUGCACGAACAGCAAAAGACAUUGAUGUUUUGAUAGAUUCCUUACCCAGUGAAGAAUCUACAGCUGCUUUGCAGGCUGCUAGCUUAUAUAAGCUAGAAGAAGAAAACCAUGAAGCUGCCACUUGUCUGGAGGAUGUUGUUUAUCGAGGGGACAUGCUUCUGGAAAAGAUUCAAAGUGCUCUUGCUGAUAUUCUUGCAGAUCAGUUUUGUAAUGCCAUUGGAGUGCUGCAGCAAUGUGGUCCCCCUGCUUCUUUUAAUAAUAUUCAGACAGCGAUUAACAAAGACCAACCAGCCAACCCUACAGAAGAGUAUGCCCAGCUUUUUGCGGCACUGAUUGCACGAACAGCAAAAGACAUUGAUGUUUUGAUAGAUUCCUUACCCAGUGAAGAAUCUACAGCUGCUUUGCAGAACCAGGCUUUUCUUGAGACAGAACCUCAAACAGAACCCUCCUUGCAUAAUGGCCCUUGCAGCCUCCAUGGCCCAGCUCCAAGCAGAGGCCUGCUGCCCUACCUGCCUGGAUUGUCUGAGAGACCUAGUGACCACUGA